Molecule: messenger RNA, 4937 nt
Organism: Pogonomyrmex barbatus (red harvester ant)
Lineage: Eukaryota; Metazoa; Arthropoda; Insecta; Hymenoptera; Formicidae
Molecular function (GO): actin monomer binding
Source: RefSeq, a predicted model, not a curated record
UACUAUAAAUUGCGGAGACGGUGCCCGUAAUUUUCGUUGGGGUCAUUAUCACCGAGCGCACUUGCGCCUGAGGAAAAGAUUCUGAGCGUAGUAUUCAGUACAGUUAUAACUUCGGUGUAAGGCUAACGUCUUCUGCGUCUCUUGCGAAACUUCGUACGAAAAAGUUGUCCCUUUUCUUGUACGUUUACUUACGUUGUACCUAUUUGUUUUGUCAAAAACUUUGAAUAUUAAUAUAAGAUAAAAGGUUUUACAAAAGAAGUUUUAUCGUGCUUCAGACUUUAUUGAUGUUAUGUAUUAAGUAUUUUGAAUGUCAAUUUAACGCUUACAUUUAUGUUAUAUCAAUAUUUAAUAAAUGUUUUGUUAUAAAUUGUUUUAAUUGUAUUAGUUCAAUAUAUUAUACAAGAUCAUAUUAUGUACGGAGUGUGAUACAGUUAUACCAAUAGCGUGCGCGCGCACACACACACACACACACACACAAAAUUUAUAUUAUAUAGUGAAAAGGAAGAGAGAGAAAGAGUGAGUGAGGGUGGGGGAGAGAUAGAAACAGAAUAUUAUAUGAUGAAUUUGUAUAUUCCUUUUAUUUUCAAAAUUUUCUUAACUGAAAUCAAAUAAUGUAACAUAAAAAGUUCGUAUAAGUGCUUAAUGAUUCAUCAAGUUACGAAUAUGAGCUAGAAAAGCAAUAAUUUUAAGAAGAUAGUUUGUUAAUAAUUAAUAUACAAUUGUGGAAUUUUUAUGAGUUCGUGAAAAUACCGAAAAUUUCAAGAAGAUGUUAUGCUUAAAAAAACGGAGGAUUUACAGUGUUACACAAGAUGUUUGCACCGCGAUUCCGAGACAAUCUAAAAGCAAUAAUAAUUAUUACGAAAGAUCCUUGAAUAUGGUUGUUACAACAGUGCCCCGUAAACACAGGACCAGAGAAGAAAAUUCAACCACAAUGGUUCUUACUGUGACCGAGGAUACUCCGGCAGAUAUGUUAACCGGAAGUAUGGAACUUCUGAUUCAAUUGCCUCCCAAUCAUCAUCUUCGUACGCAAAGGAUUACAGUAUUAAGAAGCACGCCAAUGAUGGACCUUCUGAUACAAAUCGCAACUGCCCACAAAUUGAUGGCUUCGAGUUAUACUUUACAAGCGAUCGGUGAAUGUGGCUUAAUUCUACCUCAUCAUCCAAACACUCCUAUAGGAGCAUUAGACGUUCUUCAGGUUAAAUUACUUCCUAAGCAGACCACAUGCGUACGAAAAAUAAAACAAGUCAAUCAACCUUUCGAAACGACGUUUAGAUUACAGGUUCAUCUACCGAGAAAUCAGUUGUACGUGUCAAGAGUCAGUCCAAAGAUGAAUCUUGGAAAAAUCCUGGACGAAGUAUGCCGUGAAAAGAAUCUGGAUAGAAGCAAGUACGAGCUUCGCCAUCCAGUCAAUCUAGAAGAGAUAUUGGAUCUUUCGCUGUCGCUACAGGAUUAUCAUUUACAAGAAGUGACUCUAUAUGCGAAGCAGACUAGAAAUUCGGAGUCAAUAAGUACACAAGAUAUAAUGGCAUUGCAGAGGCAAGAAGAACGAUAUCGACAACAAACCAAAGAAAGCAUGUUUGAUUUCGUGUUCAAAAAGUCUAAAGAAAGUUCUUUGAUUACGGAUGGUCUUAGAAUUCGUAGUGUGUCGCCAGCUAGGAGUGAUGAAACUGUGAGAAGCAUCAGUCCCCUUCAGCCACCAACUCGACCACAGAGAAAAGGGAGACCAGCUCCAAAACCACCUGCCAAUGCUGCGCAGAUAAUUCAUAUAUCCGAGGACAAUAAUAAGGACAAAAGUUUUCGAAAGAAGAGAGUUGCACCUCCUCCGCCAACAUCUAAACCACUUUCAUCAGCUAUUUCCACACAAGCUUUAGAACGCAUUGUCGAUUCCGAGGAAUCAUUAAUAUUUAAAUCUUCGAAACCAUCAUCGGAUAUCGUUUCAUCGUCAAAAGCUAACUUUGACAUUGACUGUCUCAAAGCUAAUUCCGAUGUUGAUGUCAGCACACGAUCUACACGUCAAUCGGAUUAUAAAUUGCAGCCGGGGACUGUAAUUGGGGAUUCAAGCGAAUCUGAUUACGAUGUUCGACAGAAUCAUAUGGCUAAAGCAAAUAUUGACACGUGUUCUAAAUCAGAUUUGACCGUACAUGAACCGGCUAAAGUAAUCACAGAAAGCACCUUGAAAGUAGAACAGACUAAGAUAACAGCAGAAAAAGCAAUUCACGAAGACAUUCCAUUCCCAUCUGAGACUGAUAUUUUGCUGCAGAAGGUAUCAGAUACCUUCUCAAAUGUGCUGCCAACUUCAUCGAUUUCAAUCUUGGAACCAUCACUGCCUCUUGAAACAAGUGAUAAAAACAUUACUGCUGUUUUUGAUGGUGCCGCAACUAAAACAGACUCUGUUGAGAUGAAAAACGAAUUUAAUGAGUCACGCAUCAAUUUUUCAAAAGAAAAUACAAUUGCUAAUACACCAGAUAUAACUUCUAUAAAUUCACAGCAAGACAUUUCCGACUUACCAGCGACGGAUGAGAAUUCGUCGAUUGGCAGUGACUGGCAGUAUCAACUUCCAGCUCCACCGAGUGCCUUUCGCGAUUCGCAUUCCCCUAUUUUCGAAAAUUAUGAUACAGUCUUGCUAGAAUCAGUUGAAACUUCCGUACAGCCGGUAAUGAACCCAACUUCAGAAUUGAUUCAUGUGACAGAUAGUAAUAAUAAGAAUUUGGAAUCAAUAAAAAAUAUAUCAAAUAAUUCAAAAAUGAAUCAUAAUCAGGAAGCUUCAAAUGAGAAUAUUGAUCUCAUAUCUGAAACAGAAAUCAAUAAUAGGCAAACGGUGAAUGAGACUGUUAAACAAGUGUCGGUCACUUCACAAAAUCCAGAGAUUAAUCCGAACUUGCAAAAAGAAAUGAUCUUGGAACUAGAAAAUAAAAUAGAAACUAAUUCGCUGGCGCAAAAUAUCAAUAAAGACUUUGAUCGAAGAAAUAUGGAUAGCUUAUCCGCACCGGAAUUAGCACCCGUAGACAAUACUUUGUCUAACUUCACUAUUACUACUUAUAUCAAACAGAAAAGUCUGGAUAUUUUUGAAGAAUUUGAAGAGUCUAGUCAUGCAAAAAAUUUGGAACAGAAAUUUAUCAAAACAUUCGCCACACUAUCAAGAAAUAAUGCAAAUGCAAAUUAUGGUAAAAGAAGUACAACGAAAAAUACAUGUCUGAAUAAUAAUAUAUCGUUCAACAAAAAGAUGAAAAAUAAAUAUGAAGAACCGAGUACAAAUAACACUGACCACAAAAUGAAACCAAACAUUCAAGAUGAGACGUCUUACAAAUGGCAAUGUUUCAACAUGGCCAAUGAUAAAACAAAUAUUCAACGAUCUAAAAGUUAUAUAUCGAUGCCUAACAACAUUAAAUAUCAAAAAGAGGCACAAGGAACCAAUGUAAAAAGGCAUGAGUCACAAAUUGAACCGGAGAUUGUUAGUAUGAAAAAAGCUAUGAGCAUUACUGAUUUAAAUAUUGAUACGCUAAAGGAUAACGAGAGAAAGUUUUCACAAUGGAGAGAUAAUAUAUUAAAAAAUGAGGAAGAAUUUACCAAAGAGAAGCAAUUACAAUCAUUGCAGGUAUUAAAAAGCAUUUUGCCGCAGUUGAAAAAUGCACAACAGACGGAAGAAAAUGUGUCCAAAAAUUAUAUUAAUGAGUUAUCAAUUCAAAAAACAAAAUACGAGACAAAGUUCAACAAACAAUCGGCCAGAACAGAUGUACUUUCAUCAUGCGAAUCUCAAAAUUCAAAAUCGGAAUGUAAACAAUCGUUAAAAGAAGAAAACACAAAACGCUAUGUUUAUACUGGUCCACCAGCAAUUAGUCUGGGUAGUUGGUUGGAAAGACCAAGCGUUAAUGUUCAAAUCAAGGGAGACACUGAUUACAAAUUGGGAAGAAGCAACACAACCAUUAUCAAUCUCAACGAUACAAAAAACAAGAAAGAAACUGAGAAUUUCAUUGGCAAUGUUAAUACGAAUAAUAUUGAACAUGAAUUUAAAAUUGAUUCCUUAACAAAUAAUAAUCUUGACGAAUUAAGUAAAAAAUUAAUUACAACAUCGAAUUUCAAAACGUCAAAUCAAAUUCACACUGAAUCUGAUUUAACAAAGAACGAAAAUAGACCGAUCGUGAUGGGAGUCGAAUUAAAAAAGACCUUUAUCAAAACGCCAAAGGAAAUAUUGAAAAGUGAUGAAAACGUAGUCGAUACUACACCGAUAAAUUUGAAAGAAUUGACAAACACAUUCGGUCAAUAUGUAAAUUUUAAGCAGAAACCUAAACGCGCUAGUAUUAAUAAAUCUUCAACGGAUCAUCGUAUUACACAGCCGGACGACAUAAAGGAAUUCAUGAACUCGAAUAUCAAAGAAAACAGUUAUACUAGGUUUACGAAGACGAUUAAUCACAAUGAUUUACCGUUUAAAAGUGAAUUUGAAACGCAUAAUGUUCAACAAAACUUACGAGCAAAAAGAUUCACAUCUAUUGUGGAUGUAAAUGGGACAAGUCAAAACCUUGAGUCUCAAAAAGAAAUGCCUCUUCGGUAUAAUAUCAAGAAGGCUAUAACAGUCAAUCCACUGGUGCCUGUUGUAAAAGGAUUCAAGUUACCUGAAGAUUCUAAGACAAAAAAUAAUCAAAUAAAUCAUAAUGGAUUAUCGAUGAUUGACGGUUUCAACAAGAACAUUCAAUUUUCUAAAUCUCCAACCAUGCCAGUGAUAACAGGUGUGAUGCUAAAAAAUGCCAAUGCAAGAUCUAAAUCGAUAUCAGUCGAAUUAGAUUCUAGGGAUAUGCUAUUAGAAUCCAUCCGAAACUUUGGUGGACGUGAAAAAUUAAGAAGUACUGCAGAGAGAUAUACCUAAUUAUGUUUGGCCAUCAAAAAUAUUUAGAGCAAUCUGAAUACAGUGAGGAAUUUUUGUAAUAAUAAUGUUUUAAGAU